UUUUAAGACGCGCUGAGCUUGAAUCAUGUCGAUCAGAUUACGAGGGUGGUUUAAGUUUUUGCAAAGGAUUAUUCGAAUGGUAUCGUGGUAAUCCGAAUAGUGCUCUUCGUUUAUUUAAUAACUGUCGACGAAAUGAACAAUGGGGUCAACAGGCAAUUUAUAACAUGAUUGAAAUUUGUCUGAAUCCGGAUGAUGAUUUGCCAAAUGAGGGAUUAGUCAUUGAAUUUCAUUCAGGCGAUAUUGAAGUCAAGGGGGCUCGGAAAAUGGCUUUACAAACGGCGGAACGCUUGAUUAACGAAAUCAAAUCUUGCAUCCAGCCAACGCUGGACCAUAAAGCACUUGAUAUUCGAUUGUUGGACAAUUUUCUUCUAGUUGCAUCAAGACAAAAGCAUAAGAUAGAGCAAGCUUUGCAAAAUUUCUCAAUUAUCUUAUCUCAGAAAGAAAAUGUUGGAGCAGUUUACGGUCUAGCCACUGCGUACGUGCUAUUGAAACAGAGUCCACGUGCAAAAAAUCAAUUAAAGCGAGUAGCAAAAAAUACUUGGACUGUCGAAGCGGCAAAUUAUUUAGAAAAAUGCUGGUUGUUGUUAGCUGAGCUGUAUAAUCAGGUCGGGAAGUAUGAGAUGACUACUGAUAUACUCAAGCGAGUUCUUUUACAUAAUAAGUCCUCCGUGAAAGCAUAUGAGCUUUGUGGAUUAGCUUUUGAAAAAGAGCAAAAUUAUAGGGCGGCUACUUUAUACUACGAAAAUGCAUGGCGUUAUUGUUCUAAAUCAAAACCGGUCAUUGGUUACAAGCUGGCAUUUAAUUACAUGAAAAUCAAAAGAUUUGCUGAUGCAAUUGAUAUAAGUCAAAUAGUACUUAACAAGCAUCCGGAUUAUCAUUGUAUUCGAAGAGAUGUGCUUGAAAAAUGUAGAAACAAUCUAAAAGUAUAGUAGUUGUAAAGGUUGGAGAACAGUUGUGCUACUUAUAAUGUAAUUUGGAAAUCAAUGGUUGUCUCGAAGAUUGAUUCACAUCCGCUUAAAAGAUCAUCAGUUUAGCGGUUUUUGUUCUAAUCCUGUUACUAUUUUAUUCCUUAAUUUACAUAAUGCAUAAACGCUAAGAAUUGCUGAAUAAAUUCAGUAAAAUAAAACGUUUAAAACUUCGAAUUUAAUUUAGAAAUGUGAGCUAUUUCAUUAUUGAAGCAAUUGUAUCUCACAUUUAUAUACAGGAAUAUAUUUUAACACGUUGACUGCUAAGCGGUUUUUUUUUAAAUUCCACAGAACGCCAAGAGUUAAGCAUCGCUUGCUCAUAUGUGUUAGCAACGGUAGCCCCUGUUGUAACGCUGUAGAUCUAGGUUUGUGGCCUUUCAGCAUUCUUUGUGAGCAUUCCUAUCCCUGUUUGAUACUAAUUUUAUGUUUAUAAAUAAUAAGCCGUUCUAAAUAUUACCAAAUUGCUUUUUAAUAAUCAAGCGUUGUUGCCGUGACCCAAAAGUGGCUAGCAUAGCAUCCUAGAAAAUUUUACGUCAUUUUCGAGUGACGCGGCAAUCAACUUGUUAACACGUUAACGGUCAAGAGUUUUUGGCACAAUUCCCUGUGAGUUAAAUGAACAUACUCUCUCACAGCUUACUUCUGUAUCAUCUACAUGUUUCAGUAUUGUUAACUCGACUAUUCAUUGAAAUGUAGGAUAAGUUAAGUAUAAAAGGAGAUAUUUGUAAAUUAAAAUAGUAAUUAA
Anopheles nili is the source of this 1707-nucleotide messenger RNA. Its product is annotated as tetratricopeptide repeat protein 21B-like. The record is from RefSeq and is a predicted model, not a curated record. Gene Ontology annotation, cellular component: intraciliary transport particle A. Gene Ontology annotation, molecular function: protein binding. NCBI's taxonomy places the organism in Eukaryota, Metazoa, Arthropoda, Insecta, Diptera, Culicidae. The transcript has a single exon. Gene Ontology annotation, biological process: intraciliary retrograde transport; protein localization to cilium. The coding region runs from base 165 to 929 and encodes 254 amino acids.